Fusarium coffeatum is the source of this 1578-nucleotide messenger RNA. RefSeq lists its product as uncharacterized. The transcript is spliced from 8 exons. Lineage: Eukaryota; Fungi; Ascomycota; Sordariomycetes; Hypocreales; Nectriaceae. The record is from RefSeq and is a predicted model, not a curated record. Bases 1 to 1578 code for a protein of 525 amino acids.
AUGACAAUAGGGUAUCCCAACUCUGUCUCUUCUGAGCCUAGUGUAUACGAUGUUGCCCCGUCGCCCGUCGGUAACUUGUACGAAGGGAGUUCAUCCUUCAUCGGUCAGUUUCAAGUUGCCAGUGAAGAGAUCAAACGUGAGGACAAUAAGAAGCUUAUGAGCGGUCAAACGCGGUCUAUACCAGAGAUCGUUCCUCUACCAGCUUCCAUUGUGCUCACGGUGUUACGUACCAUCAAAGCAAAUCCAACUCGCUUUCUGCCAGGCCAAGCUAUUACUGAUUUCAAGCUGAUCGAGCAUUUCUGCCAAAAGGUUUACUUUCCCACAGAACCAGUAACUCUCGGUCAUAUCACAAGUGUCAAUGGUAUCAUGCGUCUCCUCCUCAGAGAAUUCAUCAUCACCGAACAUCCUUUGAGCAAAGAGCAUGAUUUGAAGGCAUUGAAAGCUCAAGCUGAGCGAAACUUCGAUCUGGGACUUGAAACGUUUGAGACUUUGACGGUGCCUAGUUUUGAAAAUGUGGUUGUACUCACAACUGCCGUUUUAAAAAUCCAGAACGAGAGUAAACCAGUCCUCGCUCGCACUCUUGUAAACGCAGGCCUCAGUCACUGCCAAAUGCUGGGUUACCAUCGCGAAGUCACAUAUCAGAAAGACCAAAGCGGUUUUGCUGAGAACAAACGUCGUCUAUUUUGGACGCUGAUCCAGGACAUUGAGGUUGACGCACAUUGGCCUGCUGUGCCAGAUGAUCUUGCCGAAAAACCCUGGAUUGAGCUUUUCCAUCUGGUCAUUAGGCUGGCUAAAAUUCAAGGUUUGAUUUUUGACAAACUAUACUCUGUUGCUGCAUUGCAAUCUCCGGCUGUGGAGCGAAGACAGUGGAUUGACUCCCUAGUUGCUGACGCUCAUCGAUGGAGACAUGACUUGGACAACGUAGAUGGUAGCCAAGUCCGAUUCAAGAAGAUCUUGGCGCUUUCUAUGACCCAUUGGGAUAUUCAGUAUUACUCAACCCUCACCACACUUCUCCGAGCACCGGCUAUGCCGGGCGUUGGAACAGAUAUGACUUCACAAUGUUUUCAGGCCGCCAGACUCGCUCUGAAGAGCCAUUUACGCGCAUUCGCUGGCUAUGGCGGAGAGAAAAUGUUCACAAAGGCAGACUACAUCGACUGGGCUCUUCAUAACUCCUCCUUCACCCCCUUCGUCGUAACCUUCCUCCACUCCAUUGCAGCAUCCAGCCUUGAAGAUGUCAGCCUUCUUGAGGAAGUAGUCGACACAUUUCGCCACGCGCGUGAAAUUCACGCCGGUGCCGAGAAACUCUACCAGAUCUGUGAUACAUUCGCACGACUAGCCCGACGGAUGGUGGAGUCACAAAACACGUCAGUGGGCAUGUAUGAUCAGAACACCGAUUCGCUUCAGGUGGCGGGUGUUUCUGAGAACUUACCGCUCAGUUGGCCAGAAUUUGGACAGCAAGUUGAAGCUGAUGCUAACAUGAGCGUGUUCUUAAAUGAUGACAUGACGUCGAUCCUGGCUGAUUGGAUCAACGGACAACCUCCUGCGGCGGAGAUGUUUGCUAUGGAUUUUGGAGAGUAA